AUGGGAGUUAAUAAUGCGCUGUAUAUACAAAUACACUGUUUCGCGGACGCGUCAAUUAAAGCAUCUGCGGCAGCGAUGUACUCGUAUUUACGCGCGACAGACGAGUACGGCAAUCACGUCGCGCACUUAAUUGCCUCCAAAUCACGAGUAGCCCCACUGAAGGUAAUUUCUUUGGCCAAAUUAGAAUUGUGUGCGGCGGUCUUACUCGUGCGCUUAGUUCAUAAAAUACUGCCCAGUUUGCGCGUAAAUUGUGUUCGACGUUAUUUUUGGUCAGACUCUACAAUAGUUUUGGCAUGGAUAAGUUCACCGGCGUCCAAAUGGAAAACCUUCGUGGCUCAUAGAGUCGGAGAGGUACAACAGUUUUCCGCUAUAACGGAAUGGGCACACGUUAAUUCUGAGGACAAUCCCGCGGACGUACAUUCCAGAGGCUGUAGUCCAAAAUAG
This is a messenger RNA of Acyrthosiphon pisum (pea aphid), 444 nucleotides long. RefSeq lists its product as uncharacterized. The coding region runs from base 1 to 444 and encodes 147 amino acids. Lineage: Eukaryota; Metazoa; Arthropoda; Insecta; Hemiptera; Aphididae. The record is from RefSeq and is a predicted model, not a curated record. The transcript has a single exon.